AUGACGGAGAUUGAUCAGUUGAUAGACCGCUUUAAAAGUGUUGGUUUCGAGGAACCGAAAAUAAAGGAGAUUACAAAAAAUAAAAAGGUGUCAGAUUCGCUUUCAGAAUUGAUCGAGGAAGCACCCGCCGGAAAUGAAUGGGACAAGUCACAGAGGGCUUUGCUACACAAUUUGGCCAGUUUAAUCAAAGGUUCGACUCUCACUAACAGCAAAUUGAUCAUUGAUGGAAUUGUUUGCGGUGACUUGAAGACAGCUUUGCAGGUCGAUGCCGCGUACAAAUAUGUCAGGGAGAAUGCGGAAGGGGCUACAAAAGAGGGUAUGAACGCUUGCUCAGGAGUUGGUAUUGAAGUUUCGGAGGAUCAAGUGAGAAAAAGUGUUCAAACAUAUAUUGAUGAUAAUAAAGUAACCAUUCUAGAACAGCGUUAUAAGCUUGUGCCAGGUAUAUUUGCAAAAGUCAAGAAUUUGCCUGAAUUGAAAUGGGCCGACCCACGUAGUUUCAAACCGAUUAUUGAUUCCGAAAUUCUGAAAGUGCUGGGGCCCAAGGAUGAAAGAGACCUGGUGAAGAAAAAAGCAAAAGGCACUGAGACCAAAAAAAAUCAAAAGAAGAAGGAUUCUGAGGCCAUCAGCGAUACUUCGAAGAGAACUAUGUUUACCGAAGGUUUCUUAGGAGAUCUGCAUGCGGUUGAUGAUAAUCCUCAAGCUACUCCAGAACUCUUAGCUGAGCAUUUAAAAGCAGUUAACGGCCAAGUAAGAACAAGAUUCCCACCAGAACCCAAUGGAUAUCUACAUAUUGGUCACUCAAAAGCCAUCAUGGUUAACUUUGGCUAUGCGAAACAUAAUAAUGGUGUUUGCUACCUGAGAUUUGACGAUACAAAUCCUGAAGCUGAAGCACCAGAAUAUUUUGAAUCAAUCAAGAGAAUGGUUUCGUGGCUUGGAUUUGAACCUUGGAAAAUUACUUAUUCAAGUGAUUAUUUCGAUAAAUUAUAUGAACUGGCAGAAGUCCUGAUAAAGAAUGGUAAAGCAUAUGUUUGCCAUUCUACACCUGAGGAAAUCAGAGCGGGACGUGGUAUUAAGGCGGAUGGUACUCCUGGAGGUGAAAGAUUUGCAUGUAAAUGGCGCGAAAGGCCGAUCAAAGAGAACUUGGAAGAAUUUACAAAAAUGAGAGACGGUUUUUACAAGCCGGGUGAAGCCACUUUAAGAAUGAAACAAGAUUUAAAUUCUCCAAGCCCUCAAAUGUGGGAUUUAAUCGCAUAUAGAGUCUUAAAUGCAGAACAUCCAAGGACUGGUAACAAAUGGAAAAUUUAUCCAACCUACGAUUUCACACAUUGUCUGGUUGACUCUUUUGAAAAUAUCACGCAUUCUUUAUGUACCACAGAGUUUUACCUGUCAAGAGAAAGUUAUGAAUGGUUGUGUGAUCAAGUCCAUGUGUUCAGACCAACUCAAAGAGAAUAUGGCCGUCUUAAUAUUACAGGUACCGUUUUAUCUAAAAGAAAAAUUGCUAAAUUAGUGGAAGGUAAAUACGUUAGAGGAUGGGAUGAUCCAAGAUUGUUCACAUUAGAAGCCAUCCGUAGACGUGGUGUUCCACCUGGUGCUAUUUUAUCCUUCAUCAAUACUUUAGGAGUUACAACGAGCACAACCAAUAUUCAAGUUGUUAGAUUCGAGAGUGCAAUUAGAAAGUAUUUGGAAGAUACAACACCAAGAUUAAUGUUUAUUCUCGAUCCGAUUGAAGUUAUUGUUGACAAUCUAAAUGACGAUUACGAAGAGAUUGUUAAGAUUCCAUUCAGACCGGGUACACCUGAAUUUGGUGAAAGAUCAGUCCCAUUCACAAAUAAAUUUUACAUUGAAAGAUCUGAUUUCUCUGAGUCGACUGAUGAUAAAGAAUUUUUCAGAUUGACCCCAAACCAGCCAGUUGGCUUAAUUAAGGUACCACAUACUGUAUCGUUCAAGAGUUUGGAGAAAGACAGCAAUGGUAAAAUUACCAGAAUUCAUGUUAAGUACGAAAAUGACGCAAAGGAUGUAAAAACAAUGAAACCAAAGACAUAUAUUCAGUGGGUCCCAGUAUCUUCAAAGUAUAAAUCGCCUAUCAAGGUGAAGGAGACUCGUGUUUAUAACCAACUAUUCAAAUCAGAAAAUCCAUCUGCUCACCCUGACGGUUACUUGGCUGACAUUAAUCCGAAAAGUGAAUUGGUUUAUGCCACUUCUUUGAUCGAACAUAAUUUCAACACCAUUGUUGACAAAUCGCCAUGGGUUGUUGAGUCAGCUAAAGAAUCAGAGUUUUACGUUAAGGAAGAUGCUAGUGGCAAAGAAGUCUGUAGAUUCCAGGGUAUGAGAGUUGGAUAUUUCGCUUUGGAUAAAGAUAGUGGAAAAGACGGCAUUAUUUUGAACAGAAUUGUGAAUUUGAAAGAUAGCUCGAAAUGA
This is a messenger RNA of Zygotorulaspora mrakii, 2418 nucleotides long. It is a transcript of the gene GLN4, whose product is annotated as glutamine--tRNA ligase. Gene Ontology annotation, molecular function: glutamine-tRNA ligase activity; ATP binding. Lineage: Eukaryota; Fungi; Ascomycota; Saccharomycetes; Saccharomycetales; Saccharomycetaceae. Gene Ontology annotation, biological process: translation; glutaminyl-tRNA aminoacylation. Gene Ontology annotation, cellular component: cytoplasm; cytosol. The transcript has a single exon. The coding region runs from base 1 to 2418 and encodes 805 amino acids. The record is from RefSeq and is a predicted model, not a curated record.